Peronospora farinosa is the source of this 6060-nucleotide messenger RNA. Lineage: Eukaryota; Oomycota; Peronosporomycetes; Peronosporales; Peronosporaceae. The record is from the annotation of a GenBank genome assembly.
AUGGGUAACGCUGCACCACGUGCACAGCCACAGAGCGUACUGGACAGUGCAUCACAGUAUCGUACUUUUCUUAUGGAUUAUACGCCACGUUCAAUGGAUAUGAUGUUUGGUAGUUUAAUCGGAGAUGGCAAAUUUUUAAAAAGUAUUUCCUGCAAAUGUGACGAAGGACAUUUAGUUGUGAAAAUUUAUCGUAAAUAUGACGAACGAGAGUCGUUGACGAGUGCUGAAGUCGCCCUCCGUCGUUUAGCACUCGCUUUUUCGGUUGAACAACAACCGAAUGUGAUUCCAUAUGCGGAUUUCCAGCUCUCGAAUAAGUACAAUGUCGCUUUUAUGGUCCGACAAUAUUUUGCAUCAAAUUUGUACGAUCGCAUUUGCUCGAGACCAUUUUUGACAAAUAUAGAGAAAAAAUGGAUUGCUUUUCAGAUAUUAAGAGCUCUUGAACAAAGUCAUGCAAAAGGCAUUUGUCAUGGAGAUAUUAAACAGGAAAAUGUCAUGGUGACAAGCUGGAAUUGGGUCUUUUUGACAGAUUUCGCACCUUUUAAGCCUACAUAUAUCCCUGAAGAUGACCCUGCAGAUUACAAUUAUUACUUUUGUGCUAUUGACGCUACACGACGAGGAUGUAGUGUAGCACCCGAGAGAUUUUACGGCAAAGGAUCAGUGACAGUGAAUGCAACAGCAACGGGUUCAACAUGUGGGGUAAACUCGAUGAAGACACCCGAUGUAGCUAUGAUGCUAUCCAAGCUGGCAGAUAGUGAAGUGACGGUGGAAGAAGUGGACAAGCAGAUUCUGGCAAUGGGCAUGACCUGUGGAACCAUGUCGGGUAACUUUGUGCAAACGCAUCCUUCUGCAUCGGCUAAUUGCAGCGUCUCAUCGUCGUACUCGCGUUCGCGUCGUGAAGGCAAUUUACUAGAGUCUAUGGACAUUUUCUCGGCUGGAUGUGUUAUUGCGGAACUAUUUUUGGGUGGAAAACCUCUUUUUGACUUGCCGUCGCUGCUGAAAUACCGCACAGGAGAUUCAGAUGCUUUGCGCCAACAGCUGAAGAAAGUUGGCGACCCACGUCUUGAAGAGCUGCUGCUGCAUAUGUUGCAGUUGGACCCGAAUGCACGGCUAUCGGCCAGUGGCUACUUGGCCAAGUACACGGGCUUAAAUGGAUUGUUUCCGACAUAUUUUGACAUUUUCUUGUUCAGAUUCUUGGUGCUAGUGCUGAGUCGCGGUGGAAAAGUGCCUGAUGCACGUAUCCGACUGGUGUGCAAGUAUUACGGGCGUUUGGUGCGUGAAGUAGCGGGCGUUGAAGAUCCUGAGGGUGAAGAGUUUUUCAAACUGCGUCUUAAAGAAGGUUACGGGUCGGAUCGGCUGGCAACUGCAACGGGAAGGGAUCAGCAAACGCAUGUAGCACAGCGUGUACUCGAGGAAUUAUAUCAGAAAAUUCCUACAAAGCACGACAAGCAGAAUGCCGAGCAGGGCAACGCUGUCCUCACUAAGUUGCAAAAGAUGAAAGAAAAAGAGAAUGACAUGCGCGGUCUCAGUGCAAGUUUACAAAAGAAGAAAAUUGAAAAGCUUCAUGACCAAUUUCAGGCGCUUACACAGAAAAAGGAGAUAUCGUUAUUGCUCGAUUACUCGCGGGAGCCAUCGGCCGAUUGUUUGGAUGAGGAAACAUGCACGGAUGAUACUGAAGCUAAAAAAGAAGUCGGCUUGGACAUCACUGGUUCUUUUUUAUUGAAGUCACACACAACAACGCCCCCAACCCACUCAAGCAGCACGCGACGAAUGAAACCACCAGCACAUCCCUGCAGCGAACCGUGGCCGCAUGAUCGUAACGGCAUCGUCAUUAUAUUGUCGCUGAUUUGCUCAAGUCUACGGCAUGUUCAAGUACCGGAGUCGAAGCUCACUUCACUGUACUUGGUUCGCUCGUUGGGUCAGUUUACAAGCGAUGAGGCUCGCUUGCAGCGUCUGAUUCCGUAUCUUCUUGAGGUUAUUGACGACCCAAGUGCCGCCGUGCGCGCCCUGGCUCUCCGCACGAUUACUUUUUUGCUAUCAUUGGUGGCAUCAUUUCCACUUGCGGACGCGUCCGUGUUCCCACAGUAUGUGCUACCGGCUAUGAUCCCUUUCCAGUCUGACCCUGACGAACUGGUGCGCAUCACAUUCGCCGAGUGUUUGCCGCAGCUGGCGGAAACAAGUCGUCGCUUUUUAGAAAUCGCGCAUGCUAUGAAGCAAAAGAUAUUGACGUCAUCGGCAUCUACUUCAUCCAUGUCCGCGGUGUCUUCUCGGGGCUAUGAUUCAUCUACUCCAAGCAUGUUGUACAUGGCAUCCAGUAGUUUUGAUAAGGAGCUGAGUGUGCUGCACAAAAUGAUUUCACGCUUUGUGAUUCAGCUCACAACACCUGAUCAAAAGGCCUCAUCAUCUCUUGUCAAGCGCGCAUUGCUUGUGGAUAUUACAAGGCUGUGUGUGUUUUUUGGGCAAGAGCGUACCUUAGACGUGGUAUUGCCACAGCUUAUCACGUUUUUGAAUGAUCCGGAUUGGGAGUUGCGCGGAGCCUUUUUCGACUACAUUGUUGGCGUGUGCUCGUUUGUGGGCCCCGAGGCUGUUGAACAGAACAUGUUACCGUGCAUAGAGCAGGCGCUGUUCGAUGUGCAGGAGAUUGUUAUCACAAAGGCUGUAGAGUGUCUCACUGGACUGUGUCAGCUAGGACUUUUUCAGAAGAAAAUUAGCACGCUCGUGGAGAAGGCACGUAUGACGUGCUCGUUAUUGCUGCAUCCUAGCUGGUGGAUUCGUGAUGCCGUUUUGAAGCUGAUGGGUGAGAUUGCGCUAAAACUGCGCAGUGUAGACGCUAACGUAUUUUUGGGCCCACUGCUUCGGCCCUUUUUGCGCAAAACGAUGGUGUUUUUACCCGAUGAAGAGGUUUCGGCUGUUACAAAGCGACUUCGUGACUGUUGUCGGCGUCAUGUAUCCCGCGAGACUUUUGAUCGUGCACUACUAGUGUCGUCAUCCUCUUCGGGUCUUACUGAAGUUAUCACUGAAAUGGAAAGAUCGGUUUCACAAGCAUUUGAUGAUAGUGACGACGAGAUGGUGCCAUCGAUGCCUCUCUCAGCUAUGACGACAACGUCUCGCGAAUCUUUGGAAGAUCCAAUCAGCGAUGUGUUAAAGUCUCGAAGAAACAGAGAUGCUCUACUGAGCGCGGACCCCCUGGAUAGAAUUGGUACGUCCCGCCAGCAAUCGUCUGGUGCAGCGGUUGCAUCUUCCGCAGCGGUAACAGCAGCAACAAUUUCGAACAAUGUUGAGGACGGCAUGUCUUCAAUCUACGAUCAACGCAAAAAUGAUAUUCAGUCGCUAAAGCUCAUGCAGCAGUACGUGUCAAUUGCUUCGAUGCAGAUGAGGAGCAAGUUGGAAAUGGCUAAGACUGAGCAAGCCGCGCGAAUGCAGAGGCCUUCGAAAAGCGGCAGAAAUGGUUCACCACACGGUGCGAUGAAUAGUGCAUCUGCGGCUGUCGGUGGUAGUGCUGCUGGCACCAGCAGCAACCCGUUCGCUCGCAAGCUUUCGCGCUCACAUCUUCGUGUGCUAUUCGUGCCGGAUAUGCGGUUCGCGCUCUCGACAGCACAACCUCUAACGUCAAACAAUUUUGGAAUUUCAUCAUCCUCUUCUGCAACAGCCAGCAGUUCAUCGACGUCGGCGUCGACUGCUCUGGUGACAAGGUCUCGUUUUAAUGCCCCCAACAGCUCGCCGUCUCCUCGCGGAGGAGGAUCAGUAAUUCCAGCAAUGUCGAAUGGUGUGUCGAUGACAGGAUCUCCUUCUUUAGAGAGCCUCUCCUUGUCGCACAUAGGCAAGAUGUAUAGUCUUGUUGAGCCAAGCACGCACGUUUCAGCAUCACCUAUCACCGUCACAGGUCCUUCAUCUGUAAUUUCUCCUGGGUCAACAUCAGUGGCAAUGGACGAUUCAGGACUGGGCCAAAUUGACUCAAAUCACUUCGCACCAACCAGCGGUGGAGUUAUGGUGAGCAUGCUCAACAUGAACAUGCGUGAUAUGUAUGGCGGCGACGGAAUGAAUAGUUUGCUGGACUCGCACCACCAUUCAAUUCACGCAACGCCUGUAUCACCUCCUCGACAAAGGACGAAUAAGAAGGCCCACACAACCUACCAUCACUAUUUUGCUUUCAAGGAGUCAGCGAUGGACCCCGCACUUGGAAAUCCUCGUAAAUUGCUGGCACGGUUGAACGCAUUGGGUAUUCCUCCGUUGCCUCCUGACCUGGGUGCGCUGCGGCUGUCUGAUGGAUCACCAUACUCUAUUUACAGUCAUGCCUCAAGUCCGUACUGCUUAAUGAGUGGUGGAAUUUGCAUUAGCAAAAGCACGGGAGGUAAUGGGGGCCCAGGAAGCGAUAGAGGAGGUAUGAGUGUUUCAAAUGUCGCAUCGUCUCCGAAUCAGGUUGGUAGUGGCACAUAUCCUCCUAGCGUAGGGUCAUUUAACGCUGCGGCGGCAGCUGCAGCAGCGAUCAACGGAGGUGUGGUUCCCAGUACGUUUGGGAGUUCUAACGGUAGUACAGGCUCCGGAAGCAGCUUAAGUAGUGGAAACGGUAGUAGCGGCGGUGGUGGCUACCCUUGCUCGUCGUACCGCAACUGGCACCCGCGCAAGAACGUUUUGGUGGCGGAGCUGGCGGAGCACUCGGGGGCUGUAACUCGUGUGAAUGCUGCUCAAGACUACAGCUUUCUGGCAUCCGCCUCAAACGAUGGAACGGUUAAAGUUUGGUCCGUGCGGUCAUUGCAGCAUAGCGUGAAUCAAGGAUCGCGCUGCACGUAUGACGGACAAGGCGGAGUAAUUACUGAUAUGAAGGUGCUUACCAACAGUCACUCCGUUGCUUCCGCCUCUAGUGACGGCACAGUUCACGUCUUCCGUGUAGACAAGGUGAAUUCUGUGGGUGGCAAUGUUCAAAUCACUGGCCUCAAGGAGCUACGUGCGAACAAUAGUGCUGUCAUGGCAAUUGACUACCUGAAUAACGUCACAGACGCUCUACUGCUAUAUGCCACUCGCGAUGGCAAAAUCCACGCGUGGGAUCUGCGUAUGCGGCAGGACGCCUGGACUCUCAGCAUUUCUCCCGAGCUUGGAUACGUGACGUGCAUAACACACUCACUUGACGUGAGCUGGUUAGCGGUUGGCACUAGUAGAGGCUUUUUGUGUUUAUGGGAUCUGCGCUUUUUGGUGCUUAUCCGUAUCUGGCGCCAUUCAUCCCACCGCGCCAUUCAUCGACUUCAGCCCUGCUUGGGACUGCCGAAUACGUUGCCCCUAGAUGAGACGUCCGUACCGCUGGUAUUUGUGGCAGCAGGCGAUGGAGAAGUUGCUGUGUUCGACCUUAGUAUUGGUGCAUGUCGGGCAGUGUUUCGGACGCUUGAGGUACAGGCAUCUGAGGCUGAGGCUUGCAAGUGUCCAACGCUUCUGCACGUGGCGAUUCCACAUCGCAGUCGAAGUGUGUUGGGAAGCUUCCUGGGCAUCUAUGGCAUUGCAACGGCUUUCGAUGAGAUUUCUACCUCAUCCCUCAGCGAGGAGCCUAGUGUUCGUGCAAUGUUGUGUCCGUCACUGCACCUUCGUGGAAUUGGAGAUGCUUUGAUCACGGGCGGCGAAGACCGACAAUUGCGCUAUUGGGAUAUUCGCAAUGGUAAACAAUCGUAUACAAUUUGCGGCAAUGGGGAAGCCAAGUCGUUUUACGAUAACCAGGCACCUCCUCUCGACUGGUGGCGCAUGCAUGACUCUGCUUCGCGGCGUUUUGAUGAGACACUAUCAGCGACCACAAACAACAUCACGAAGCCCGAGAUGGCCUGGAGCAAAUUAAACCCACCGCUGAUUACGGUUUGUCAAGACUCGUCCAUCUACUCGACUGCAGGCCAUGCAGCAGCAUCAGGUGGUGGUGGUGUGGAGUCCGCUAUCAGCAUGGAACGGAGAGGACUUGUACCACCGUCCCCGGCACACACGGACUGCAUCCUGGAUUUGACGCUUGUUGAGCUAGGAAGCAGCCAGAAUCCAAGCCCCAUGCUCGUCUCUAGUGGUCGGGACGCGCUUAUCAAGGUGUGGAAAUAA